AUGCCACCUCAGCCUCCAGCUACGGCUGACCUUCCUUCAGCCAAGGAAACCAACGGUUCUGGAAGGACGGAAGGUGUGCAAUAUAGUCGUAAACGGAAGAGAGAUGAACCGGAAUUGCCAAUUCAUUACUACGAAGUUGACGAAAAUGAUGCAAUCAGAUCUAUUAUCGUCGGUACCAACUGUAAACUGGAAGAUAUUGAGAUACAAAUCGAUAAGGCCGCCAAAGCUUCUCCGCGUAAGACCAGUCACAAUCCAAUUCAAUGGCGAUCUCACAGCGAAGUUGCCAUCGAGGUUAGGGAAUUUAAGCAACCACUGGUUCUUCACGACUUGGUGGACGAGAACAAUGUUCACCUCAUGGUUCUUACUCGAGAUCAAGUCAUUAUCCAAGGCCAGAUUGAGCAGGUGAUGGAAAUGUAUCGCACUGCAGGGCAGUCAUUGGGCUUCAGCCGUUCGCGGCUGAGUGAUGUGGGAAGCCUUGGUACAGUUGCGCCGUCGGGCCCCAGUGCCGGACCCCAGCAGUCUUCAAGCUUUGUAGAUGCGGCUGAUGAAGACGACGAUACUGAGCUAGAUAGCUUAGAUAGCCAUCUCGCCGAAUUUCGCACCGCUCCUAACUUCUAUGACCCGCCGCAUGCUCAUCCUUAUGCGACACCUGUUGUCCCUGGUCAUAAUGGUCUCGGUAUGUUUCGGUUGGAUCAGGGUGCCGACAUGCAGGAGCGACUUUACGCAUUCGAACAGUACAAUCCUCACCGCGUGACGAGACUCGGAAGUUCGGACUUAAAUCAGAUCGAACCCGAAAAUGAGAGGACCCGUGAGAUGGACAAGAUGAAGUGGAUAGAAGCAUGGCGUCUAGAACAAAGUCGUUGCCUUCUAGAAGAAAUACAGAAACAAACUCGCAGGAGGCAGCGAUCCGUUACCAGUGCGUCGGUACCCAACCACAUAGAAGAAAAGGACGACGAUGCAGUGACAAUGAGCGGUCUGGACGAUUCAUCAAGUGGAGCAGUAGAUCAGAGCCAAGAAUGGCAUGAUCACGACGGAAGUGAGCAAGGGGCAGAUGACGAGAGCAUCUGGGGACGCAUUACUCGAAAAGUUGUCCGCGACAUUUUGGGAAUUGACGAUAAGAUGCUCUCGAUUUUAUUCGGUGAAGAAUUACCGGAUGAAGAAGACCUCCCUUCAACGCCAAAGCUAUCAUCGAUACCCACAUUCCAACAAUCAGACAUUAGCAUGGAAGAUUCGACAGAUUCCGGAUGGCAGCUCAAAAUGUUGGAGCGGGUCGCUAAAGAGCUCGGUUCACUUAUUCAUCGGCUCUCUGACCAUCCUGGAGCCUUUUCGACUUUCAGUCGAGUACAGCAAAUGUCUAUUCCGUAUGCAGGUCUACCGCCCAUACCGGAGGGUGUAAACGACACCACAACCAGCGCGAGGACAGUAGAGCCGUCCGUGGUUGUUCCCGAGUUCCAGCCAACAUUAGCUACACGGGCACAACCUGUCAACGCAACCCAAGUUACACAACCGACGAAGUCAGGUCAAGCUAAUACGCAAUCACAAUCGCAAUUAGACAGUUCUGCGCUAGCAUUUACACAGGAAGAAUGGGAACAAGAGCUAGAUGUAAGGCUUGUGUUCCGUUAUCUCCGGUCGCGCUUCACAUCACGAUCUAGCAACAGCGGUGUGAUCUCUAGCAACCCUGGCAUCGCGUCUUCGAGCGCCCAAGACGCAGCCGCCAAGGUUGCGCGGGUGCGUCAACACCACCCGUUGAUGUCGGGGCGGCGCACUGUAGAAAGGCGUAAGUCUAAGACAACUGUGCCUUCAAGUCCCCUGUUCAAGCAUGCGUCAAGCUGCGCUAGUCAAAGCACACGGAGAUCUGUUAGGAAGAGUAGCGCCUCAUCAUCUCGGCAUUAUUGGGACAUCGGCGGUUCUGUUGGCACCGGCUCGAUGAUCGCAACGACAGGGCCUAUGGGAAGUUGGGGCGAGGUCUAA
Molecule: messenger RNA, 1971 nt
Organism: Daldinia childiae
Lineage: Eukaryota; Fungi; Ascomycota; Sordariomycetes; Xylariales; Hypoxylaceae
Exons: 3
Coding region: 1-1971 (656 amino acids)
Source: RefSeq, a predicted model, not a curated record